Molecule: messenger RNA, 1911 nt
Organism: Eleginops maclovinus (Patagonian blennie)
Lineage: Eukaryota; Metazoa; Chordata; Actinopteri; Perciformes; Eleginopidae
Exons: 8
Coding region: 55-1911 (618 amino acids)
Source: RefSeq, a predicted model, not a curated record
AAUAGUUACAAAGUAGGAUAACGUCCGAAUGGCAGGAGAAAGUUAAAAAAAAGGAUGGGUAAAUGUAAAUUCAACGACAAUUGGCUCUCAAUAGGGCAAUUUGCAGACUGGCUGAAACGCGUUCCCGCUGAUGACAGUGAGGCAUACUGCACGUUUUGCAAAAGAACUCUUAAACUCGGGACCCUGGGCAUCAAGGCACUGGAGUCUCACACAAAAUCCAGCAAACACCAGGAGUCGGCAAAUGCAGCACGCAAUUCCCAUGGAAUUGCCCAGUUCUGUUCAGUAGCAAGCAGCACGUCAUCAAUAAAUAAUACGGGUAAUAUUCGUGAUCUAUUGGGCUCCACUGAUACAAUGAAGGCAGAAGUUCUGUGGGCGCUUAACACAGUGGCUAAACACCAGUCAUGCAGAUCCAAUGACGGCAUCGGAGAGCUUUUCCAAGCGAUGUUCCCCGACUCCACAGUUGCCAAAACAUUCCAAUGCGGGAGAGACAAGACGUCGUACAUACUCCGAUUUGGAGUGGCAGAGUUCGUCAAAAAAGAGCUUAUCUCAAAGGUGACCGGGCCCUUCGUCAUUAUGUUUGACGAAAGUCUUAACCACGCAACAAAGAGGAAGCAACUGGACCUUCAGGUAAGGUACUGGGAUGACGGCCAGGUACAGUCCCGGUACCUGGGCUCACAAUUUAUGGGCCAUGCCACAGCAAACGACUUGCUGAAGGAGAUCAAAGAAUGUGCGGGCCACCUGGACCUCAGCAAGCUGAUUUCGAUCUCAAUGGAUGGUCCAAAUGUGGACAAGAUCCUCAGGGCCUUGCACACAUUGUUGCAUAAUGUUCCCGCAAGACGAGAGGACUACGAGAAGACCACCAGGUCUACCCGCUUCCCGUUGGCAUGGUGUGGGCACCGAUGGCUGGUAAACCUGCCUGUCGUGAUACGAGCGUUGGAUAUCUGGUCAUCUAUGCUGGUGUACACCAAUGCUGUGAGGAGAAAGGAGCUUCCAAAUCCUGGCACUGGAAGCUUUGCUGUAAUCGAAGAAGCCCAGAAAGAUCCCCUGACUCUACCUAAGCUGCAGUUUUUCAGGAGCAUCGCCCAGCUAUUUGAUCCGUUUUUAAGGAAGUACCAGACUGAGGAGCCGGUGAUGCCUUACCUAGGCAAAGAUCUGGCAGAGUUGAUCAAGAGUCUGAUGCGUCGUUUCGUGAAACGAGAGGUUCUGCAGGACAUCACCACAGCCCAGCUUACCAAACUGGACAUAGGUGACAAGAAUAUCUUGAUGCCGGUGCACUGUGUUGAUAUUGGCUUGGGUGCUGAGGAGGCCCUCAAGAACAGCAAAAGUUCAGACCUCAGGAUUCUUGAAUUUAAAAGGGACUGCAUGCAAGGACUCUCAAGCAUGGUGAAGAAAAUACAGGAGAAGAGUCCUCUUAAGUACAGUACCGUUAGGCAGAUGGAUUGUCUAGACCCCACAGUGAUGAGCAGUGAUCCAGACGGCUGCAAGGCAAAGAUGAAGGGACUUGUGCAGACAUUUCUGCUCAACAGGCAGCUGGCAGGAGGAGUUUGUGCUGGGGACACCAUUCUCCAACAGUUCGAUGCUGCGUUGUCUGUGGAGUGCAGGCAUGAAGAUUUCAUCUCCUUCAAGCCAAUGCAAAAGAGGCUAGAUGGCUUCCUUCAUGGCUUCAUCGGCAAGGCAUACCCAGAUCUUUGGGCCUUUUGCAAGACCCUUUUACUGCUUUCUCAUGUCAGUGAGCGACCCGAGCGCUGCGCGGCAGCACUGCACCUCGAGACGCUCUGGACCCUGGACACCCCUCCCUCCCCCUCCACCCCCACAAUCCCAGCUCAGCCUCGCGCAGCCCGGCUCCCAGCCUCACACACGUCGCCGUUGAGCACUUUUGGCGACCACAUUAAGAUGAAGAACCAGCUUUGA